AUGUCUGAUUUACUGCCAAUGGCAACUUACAGCUUGAAUAUCGAGCCAUACUCUCCAACUCCGGCUAUCGAUGUGGUCACUCCUGUCACAAUUCGUAUUACGAUGGCUGCUAUCGAUCCUGAACCCUUAGAUGACGAAAAGAAACCUUCUACUUUAAGAAUUAUCAGAAGGAACCCAGAUUUUGAUGAGGAGGAUGAUAUCUUGGGUGAUUUUGACGAAGAUGAUUUAGAUAACGAGGAAGAGGAAGAGGAAGAGGAAGAGGAAGAGGAAGAGGAAAAGGAAGAAGAAAUAAGAAAUAAGAAGGGCAAGAAGGGCAAGACGGAUGCUAAGGAAUCUUCCGAGGAGGAGGAUGAGGAAGAUGAGGACGAGGAAGAUGAGGACGAGGAAGAUGAAGAUGAAUUCGAAGAAUUUGUCUUGGCUACCCUUUCCCCAGAAAACCAGUACCAGCAAACCUUGGACUUGGUUAUUGCUCCAGAGGAAGAAGUGCAAUUUGUCGUUACUGGUUCUUACCGUAUUUCAUUGUCCGGUAACUACGUCAAGCACCCAUUCGACGACCCAGAAUUGUAUGAUUCUGAAGAGGAGGAAGUUUACGAUAGCGAUGAAUACGACUUGACUCCAGACGAAGAGGAUAUCCUUGAUAUGGAAGAUGUUAGCGAUGUCGAGGGAAAGAUCGAGGAAUUGAUUGAAAAGGACAACUCUAAAGGUAAGAGAAAGGCCGUCGAAGAUGUAGACGUCAGUUUUAAGCCAAAGGAAAUCAAGAAGUCUAAGAAGGAACAGAAGGAGCCAAAGGAAGAAAAGAAGGACAAGAAGGACAAGAAGGACAAGAAGGACAAGAAAGUCGAAUUCAAGAAUGAUCUAGAAGAAGGUCCAUCUAAGAAGAUCCAAGAAAAUGAAGCUCCAAAGACUAAGGUUUUGGAAGGUGGCGUCGUUAUCGAAGACCGUGUCGUCGGCACUGGAAAAACCGCCAAGAAAGGUACUAAAGUCGGUAUGAGAUAUAUUGGAAAACUAAAGAACGGUAAGGUUUUUGACAAAAAUACCAGCGGCAAGCCAUUUGUCUUCAAGUUAGGCCACGGCGAGGUUAUUAAGGGUUGGGAUAUCGGUGUCGCAGGUAUGACUGUUGGAGGUGAACGUAGAAUUGUUAUUCCUGCAGCAUACGCCUACGGCAAACAAGCCCUACCUGGUAUUCCAGCGAACUCAGAAUUGACCUUUGAUGUGAAGUUAGUUUCUCUGAAAUGA
Eremothecium cymbalariae DBVPG#7215 is the source of this 1236-nucleotide messenger RNA. It is a transcript of the gene FPR3, whose product is annotated as peptidylprolyl isomerase FPR3. The record is from RefSeq and is a predicted model, not a curated record. NCBI's taxonomy places the organism in Eukaryota, Fungi, Ascomycota, Saccharomycetes, Saccharomycetales, Saccharomycetaceae. Gene Ontology annotation, cellular component: chromatin; nucleolus. The transcript has a single exon. Bases 1 to 1236 code for a protein of 411 amino acids. Gene Ontology annotation, molecular function: peptidyl-prolyl cis-trans isomerase activity; macrolide binding.